Plodia interpunctella (Indianmeal moth) is the source of this 1634-nucleotide messenger RNA. It is a transcript of the gene ave, whose product is annotated as aveugle. Gene Ontology annotation, biological process: cell surface receptor protein tyrosine kinase signaling pathway. The coding region runs from base 142 to 477 and encodes 111 amino acids. Gene Ontology annotation, cellular component: cytoplasmic side of plasma membrane. Gene Ontology annotation, molecular function: protein binding. The transcript is spliced from 3 exons. The record is from RefSeq and is a predicted model, not a curated record. Lineage: Eukaryota; Metazoa; Arthropoda; Insecta; Lepidoptera; Pyralidae.
UGGAAUCGAUGGAUAAAAAAAAAGCCAACAGCAGUCAACAGCUAGCUACAAUAAUCUAGGUACUUCUACUUUAUUUACGCUGUAUUUUUACCUCGUUUACAACCAAUAUUGCAGUGAUCAGUUCGGGCGAGUCAACAAAUAAUGGUUGAAGAUUCAAACACGAACACAAACAAACCAAAGGCAAAAGCCACACGUCCCAAAGCUGUAUAUUUAUGGACUGAAGCUGACGUCCAAAAAUGGCUUAGACGCCACUGUGGGGACUACUACAGCCUUUAUUGGGAAAGGUUUCAUGAGCAUGAUAUAACAGGCAGAGCAUUAGUGCGAAUCAAUGACAAUACUUUACUGCGUAUGGGUAUUACCAACAAAGAACAUCGGGAGGCAAUAUGGCGGGAAAUUCUGAAACUGAGGUUGAAGACUGAUAUAGUCGAGAUCCGGGAUUUGGAGCGAAGGCACAACUACUUCAACUAUGAUUUGUGACACAGAAAUUAUGAUGUGGGAAUAUUGUUACCGACAUCCAUUUUAUUGCAACACUGCAUUGUUUGCAACAGCAAAAAAUGUGUGCUAUACAUCUCUUUAGUGCCUUACUUAUGAUACUCACAAUUAACAAAAUACUUAUUAAGUUUAGAUAGCAUUUAAGUAUUUUGUGAUGUUGUUUACACUACACCUCAAAUAUCAGAUUUUUAAUAUUGAAUUUUGAAAAACUCAGAUAAAAAAAGGCAUAUUUGUAAUGUAUUCAUUUUAUCUAAUCAAAUUGACACAAUAAUGUUAUUAAAAGCCAAAAACUCUUCAGUCAUGUUCCAGUUUGUAAGAAAAUGCUCAAGUUAGGUAUAUUUAGUACUAAUUAUUGUCUAUAUAUAAAUGUAAAUAUCAUAAUAAAUCAGGUGAUUUUAUGUGCUGAUUAACUGGACAAUACCUGUCUUGAUUAAAAUAUAGAAUUUAUUUGUAAGAUAUUAAAAAAAUGUUAUGAAAUUCAAAUGAAAUAUAAUCCAUAAUAUAAAUAGAUUUAAUCACAUGAAAUACUAUAUAGUAUCUGGAUGUUAUAAUUCUGAAUUGAUAUUACAAACAAUGUUAUGUGCAUGUAACAUUAUUUGGAAGACUAACUUGUUGUCAAGAAAAAUAUGCUCAUGAAAAAAAAAACACAUAUGAUCAAGGGUGGGUUGCACCAUCAACUUUGACAUUAACUUAAAAUGCAAAAUACGCCAUUUUGCCUAAACCUCAGCAGUUAAUAUCAACGUCAAAUUUGAUGGUGCAACUCACCCUAAAACUGUAUAUUUACUACAUAUUUGCAAAGAAUAUUCAAUUCUAGUGAUAGUAAGCCAUAUUCCUACCCAUUUAAAAUUCAUUAUAAAUCUAUCUAAAGAUACUUUAUUAAUACGAACUGGGACCUAAUGGUCUGACACAAUAAUGAAAGCUUUAUGUAAAAUUACGAGUUUAUAUACAUUCAUGUUAUAUUAUCUCAGAUAAGUUUACGCCGUGAAAAACAUUUAGGCCCAGUUUCGGCUAGGCGAAAAUAUCUCUUCGAGUACCUAAGUACACCGGUUGGGGUAGAUAUGUUCCUAGAGGUUGCUGAGAUACGAUUAGAGUUAUAAAAAUUAUCAUGAUUAAAUACAAUGAUAACUGUAUUUUUUAUCGAA